This is a messenger RNA of Tribolium madens (black flour beetle), 1639 nucleotides long. It is a transcript of the gene UQCR-C2, whose product is annotated as cytochrome b-c1 complex subunit 2, mitochondrial. Lineage: Eukaryota; Metazoa; Arthropoda; Insecta; Coleoptera; Tenebrionidae. Gene Ontology annotation, molecular function: metal ion binding. The coding region runs from base 101 to 1438 and encodes 445 amino acids. Gene Ontology annotation, cellular component: mitochondrion. The transcript is spliced from 5 exons. The record is from RefSeq and is a predicted model, not a curated record.
UUUGACAGUUGUGGCCGCUGUCUAGCUGAUGUUCGGAAUCGAAAUUUAAUAAGAUAUUUUUCCCGAAACUCUUAUUUAAACAAUUUGCUCUCAUAUUUCAAUGGCUGCAAAUAUCACAAAAGUUCCCAUACUUCGAGCUGUAGCGGCACGUGGCUACGCUACCUGCCCACCAGCUCCCAUUGGAGGAAUCCACGAUUACGAAGUAAAAAAUACCACUUUACCGAACAAUUUAGUCGUUGCUUCGGCCGAAAAUGAGUGCCCUAUUUCGCGAAUUUCCAUCGUUUUCAGGGCUGGUUCCCGCAAUGAAACCCAUGAAAAUUCUGGCGUUACUCACACUCUUCGCAUUUGUGCAGGCUUGUCAACGAAAAAUGCCUCACAGUUUGCCAUUACGCGUAAUAUUCAACAAGCUGGUGCCAGUUUAACAGCCACUUCUGAUCGCGAAAUAGUUUCCUACACUUUGGAAGMCACCAGAAAGGCUGUUGAAAAAACAUUACCUUUCCUGACAGAAGUUGCAACUCAACAGGUUUUCAAGCCUUGGGAAGUGGCAGACAAUGUGGGUCGCCAAAGACUUGAACUUGCGAUUCGACCACCACAGUUAAGAGCAAUUGAUUUGGUCCACAAAGCCGCUUUCCGUCGCGGUCUUGGAAACUCCCUCUACAGCGCGAAAUACAAUCUAGGAAACGUUUCAUCUGAAACCCUCCAACACUAUGUCGCCAGCAACUUCCUUACUGGUCGCGCUGCAGUUGUCGGUCUAGGUGUAGACCACUCACAACUUGUUAAAUACGCCCAAGGGCUAGCCCUUGAAAGUGGAGAAGGUACAACCAACGCCUCUCCUUACUUUGGCGGCGAAAUUAGAUCAGAUAAAGGGGGCGACUUUGCGUACGUUGCUAUUGCUGGUCAAGGUGCUGCUUGGAAAAACUCCAAGGAAGCCCUCGCAAUUUCUGUACUACAGAAAGCUCUGGGUGGAGGUCCCAAAGUUAAAUGGGGAUCUGUAGAUAACGGAGCGUUGAGCAAGGUUGUUGGUAGCGAUGGAGAUGGCAAACACGCACUGAAUACGUUUAAUGCGUGCUACAGCGAUGCUGGAAUUUUUGGUGUGUUGAUCGCAGCACCAGAGGCCACUGCCGGUAAAAUUGUUCAAGCUGCAGUGAAAUUGUUGAAAGCCGGAAGUUUGACUGAUGCUGAUGUUAACAGAGGAAAGAAUCAAUUGAAAUCAGCACUCCUUUUGAAGAAUGAGUCUGGAUCAAACGCCAUUGAUUUUCUCGGAAGUCAGGCGGCUGUUUUGGGGUCGGCGAAAUCGCCAAGUCAAGUGGUUGCAGAGAUUGAUUCUAUCACAACAGCAGAUGUCAAUGCUGCCCUCAAGAAAGUUGUUUCUGGUAAACUGUCAAUAGCUUCCGUUGGCCAACUGCGCACUGUACCAUUUUUAGAUGAAUUAAAGUAAACUUAAGUCAGCUGUGUUAAAACCAUAAUAAAUUAUGUUGUAUAAAUUCUGUUUUAAUCUAAACUGAUACAUUCUAGAAUAUGUAUUUGUUUAAUAAAAUAUAAAUCACAUUGUAAGUAAAACUGGUUAUAAAAUGUAUUCAAGCGUCAAAUUGCUGCAACUGCGAUUAUACUUAUAAAUAAUAAAAUAAUGACAACCCAA